This is a messenger RNA of Talaromyces rugulosus, 3099 nucleotides long. RefSeq lists its product as uncharacterized. Gene Ontology annotation, biological process: regulation of intracellular pH; proton export across plasma membrane. The record is from RefSeq and is a predicted model, not a curated record. Gene Ontology annotation, cellular component: plasma membrane. Gene Ontology annotation, molecular function: ATP hydrolysis activity; P-type proton-exporting transporter activity; ATP binding. The coding region runs from base 1 to 3099 and encodes 1032 amino acids. The transcript is spliced from 4 exons. Lineage: Eukaryota; Fungi; Ascomycota; Eurotiomycetes; Eurotiales; Trichocomaceae.
AUGCCCGACACUGGACAAAACUCGGGUGAUGUUGAGAAGCAGCAGAGCCCGGAUCGCACGUCGCGAGCCGAGCGGCGUAUGUCUCGUGCUGAAAGGCGUAUGUCACGGGCAAUAAGUGUUGCCCAAGAUCCCAAUUUAGACGAAUAUGAGAGAUUGGUCAAGUAUGUAUCAAUUUACAGGGAGCCAGGAAAGGGAGAUAUCCUAGACGAAAGUGGCGAGAUGAAACGACUCUGGUACGCUCCCUGGAAGAAGACAUGGGUACCAGCGAAAGAGGCACUGGAUUCAAGUCAGCAUUUCCCUGAUGACUGGCUUAUAACCGAUAUCAAGCAAGGCUUGACGGAAGAGGAGGCAAAUAAUCGUCGACGUCGUUCUGGGUGGAACGAAUUAAUAUCCACGAAGGAGAAUCCGAUUGAAAAGUUCAUUUCUUACUUUCAGGGUCCGAUCUUAUAUGUCAUGGAAAUAGCCGUACUACUUGCAGCUGGUCUCAAAGACUGGGUCGACUUUGGAGUUAUCAUUGGUAUUUUAUUCCUCAAUGCUACCGUUGGAUGGUAUCAGGAAAAGCAGGCAGCGGAUGUUGUGGCUAGCCUUAAGGGAGAUAUUGCACUGAGAUGCAUAACCGUUCGUGAUGGCCAUGAGCAAGAAAUACUAGCUCGUGAAUUGGUCCCGGGGGAUGUGGUGGUUGUGGGUGAAGGAAGUGUCGUCCCCGCAGAUUCCAAAGUAAUCUGCGCUCAUGAUGAUCCCAAUGGCUUUGAAGAAUUCAAGCGUAUGCAAGCAGAAGGAGCCUUCGAUGACUCGUCGAAUGAAGAAGAGGAGAAUGCCCAAGGUGGUGAAGAGCGUCAAGAAGACGAAAAGGAAUCUGAUGGCGACAAGUCACAAAAGAAGGAAACGGAGGGCGAUGAAGAUGAGAUGAAAGAAAGUCGAAAGGGUUAUUCGUUGCUGGCAUGCGAUCAUUCCGCGAUUACAGGUGAAUCCCAUGCCGUGGAUCGAUACAUGGGAGAUAUAAUCUACUACACAACAAACUGCAAGCGUGGGAAGGCCUUUGCAGUGGUACAAACAACGGCCAAAACAUCCUUUGUUGGAAGAACUGCAAGCAUGGUAGCAGGUGCUAAUGAUAAAGGACACUUUGAACUUGUCAUGGAUAAUAUUGGAACAUCUCUACUAAUCCUUGUCAUGGCAUGGAUUCUUGCUGCAUGGAUUGGCGGAUUCUACCGGCAUAUUCCAAUUGCCAGUCCUGGCAAACAAACACUGUUGGAAUACACAUUGGUGCUUUUAAUUAUCGGAGUUCCGGUUGGGUUACCUGUGGUUACUACAACAACAAUGGCAGUUGGGGCAGCCUACCUGGCUCGCAAGCAAGCAAUUGUGCAAAAGCUAACGGCUAUCGAGUCACUUGCAGGUGUUGAUAUUCUUUGCUCAGACAAAACCGGAACUCUCACGGCUAACAAAUUGAGUAUCCGAAACCCAUAUGUCGCCGAAGGGGUUGAUGUCAAUUGGAUGAUGGCAGUAGCCGCCUUAGCAUCAUCCCACAACAUACAAUCGCUAGAUCCUAUUGACAAAGUGACUAUUCUGACACUUAAACAAUACCCGAAAGCAAUGGAGAUCCUUCAACAGGGAUGGAAAACCGAUAAAUUCACGCCAUUUGAUCCCGUUUCGAAGCGGAUAGUUACCGUGUGUCAUUGUGAAGGCGUCCGUUACACCUGCACUAAGGGCGCUCCAAAGGCAGUUUUGACCUUGACUAAAUGCUCCCCUAUGACGGCAGAAAUGUACAAAAAGAAAGCACAAGAAUUUGCUCACCGUGGAUUUCGAUCACUUGGAGUAGCCGUCCAAAGGGAGGGAGGGGAUUGGCAGCUAUUAGGCAUGCUACCCAUGUUCGAUCCACCGCGGGAGGAUACGGCCCAGACAAUUUCCGAAGCACAAGCUUUGGGAAUCAGUGUGAAAAUGUUAACAGGCGACGCUAUCGCUAUUGCAAAAGAGACGUGCAAGAUGCUUGCAUUAGGCACCAAAGUCUACAACUCAGAACGGCUAAUCCAUGGUGGCCUCAGUGGUGCAAUGGCUCAUGAUUUGGUUGAAAAGGCGGAUGGAUUUGCGGAAGUUUUCCCAGAACAUAAAUACCAAGUGGUACAAAUGCUUCAGGAACGUGGCCAUCUUACUGCAAUGACAGGUGAUGGUGUCAACGAUGCGCCAUCUUUGAAAAAAGCAGAUUGUGGUAUCGCGGUUGAAGGGGCGUCAGAAGCGGCGCAAUCGGCCUCAGAUAUAGUCUUUUUAGCCCCUGGACUGUCAACAAUCAUUGACUCGGUGAAAGUAGCGAGACAAAUUUUCCACCGCAUGAAAGCCUAUAUUCAGUACAGAAUUGCACUCUGUCUGCAUUUGGAAAUCUACCUCGUCACGACGAUGAUUAUUCUCAACGAAACAAUUCGGCCAGAGUUAGUUGUCUUCCUAGCUUUGUUUGCCGACCUGGCUACAGUUGCAGUUGCGUACGACAAUGCCUCGUUUGAACUGAGACCGGUUGAAUGGCAGCUCCCCAAAAUCUGGUUCAUCUCGAUAAUUUUGGGUAUACUGUUAGCUCUAGGCACAUGGACGAUCCGUGGAACUAUGUUUCUUCCAUCUGGCGGUGUUAUCCAAAACUGGGGGUCUAUACAAGAAGUUAUUUUCCUUGAAGUUGCAUUGACUGAGAACUGGUUGAUUUUCGUCACACGGGGGGGAGAUACACUUCCAUCGAUCCCGCUGGUUGGAGCUAUUGUUGGCGUUGACAUCCUAGCGACAAUUUUCUGUCUCUUUGGGUGGUUUACCAAUACGAAUUUUAAGACUGACCCCGCAGACAAGUAUCAUGAAACAAGAAAUGGUUGGACAGAUAUUGUGACUGUGGUCCGCAUUUGGGGCUUUUCUCUCGGAGUAACAAUAGUGAUUGCGCUUGUUUAUUUCACAUUGAACAAGAUGGAAUGGCUUAAUAACCUUGGGCGGAAGUCAAGAAGCAAAGGGGACAUUCAAAUGGAAAAUACGCUCAGCCACCUUUCUCGCGUUACGAUCGAGCAUGAGAAGGAAGGUGAGGCCAAGGGUCGAUACUAUUUGACCGCGGCCCGCGAGGAAGAGGAAGCAGAGUAA